Drosophila subpulchrella is the source of this 3681-nucleotide messenger RNA. RefSeq names its product FACT complex subunit spt16 (gene dre4). Bases 120 to 3488 code for a protein of 1122 amino acids. Gene Ontology annotation, molecular function: nucleosome binding. Gene Ontology annotation, biological process: positive regulation of transcription elongation by RNA polymerase II; transcription elongation by RNA polymerase II. The record is from RefSeq and is a predicted model, not a curated record. Gene Ontology annotation, cellular component: FACT complex. Lineage: Eukaryota; Metazoa; Arthropoda; Insecta; Diptera; Drosophilidae. The transcript is spliced from 9 exons.
GCUCUUCUUCUUCUUCGCCGCGCCACAAUUUUUUUAUCCGGUGGAAUUUUGCAAUUCUUGAUUAUUUUAUAUUUAUUAAGUUCAACUGCAACGACAGCCAACCACUGACCCGCGACAAGAUGUCGAGCUUUGUGCUGGACAAGGAGGCGUUCGUGCGCCGCGUGAAGCGCCUGUACACAGAGUGGAGGGCACCCAGCAUCGGGCACGAUGACGCCCUCAGCAAUCUGGACUGCAUCAUGAGCGUGGUGGGCGUCGAGGAGGACGUGCUGUACUCCAAGUCCAUGGCCCUGCAGCUGUGGCUCCUCGGCUACGAGCUGACGGACACCAUCUCCGUGUUUGCCUCGGAUGCCAUAUACUUCCUCACCAGCAAGAAGAAAAUAGAGUUCCUGAAGCAGACACAAAACAUCACCGAGGAGGGUUUUCCUGAAAUCAAGCUGUUAGUCAGGGAUCGGACCGACAAGGACCAGGGCAACUUCGAGAAGCUCAUCAAGGCGCUACAAAACUCCAAGAAGGGCAAGCGCCUGGGCGUCUUCACCAAGGACGCCUACCCCGGCGAGUUCAGCGAGGCGUGGAAAAAGUGUCUCACGGCCUCCAAGUUCGAGCAUGUGGACAUCAGCACAAUCAUAGCCUACCUGAUGUGUCCCAAGGACGAGUCGGAGAUCAACAACAUACGCAAGGCAUCGCUAGUGUCCAUGGACAUUUUCAACAAGUACUUGAAAGAUGAGAUCAUGGAUAUUAUUGAUUCGGAUAGGAAAGUCAAGCACAACAAGCUCUCAGAUGGCUGCGAGACAGCCAUUGGCGAGAAGAAGUACACCAGUGGCCUGGACCCCAGGCUCCUGGACAUGGCCUAUCCACCCAUCAUCCAGUCGGGAGGCGUCUACAGCCUGAAGUUCUCCGCCGUGGCGGACAAGAAUCCCCUGCACUUCGGCGUGAUCGUUUGCUCUCUGGGCGCCCGCUACAAGUCCUACUGCUCAAAUAUCUCGCGCACCUUCCUGGUCAAUCCCACCGAGGCCAUGCAGGAGAACUACACAUUUCUGGUAAGUGUGCAGGAGGAAAUCCUCAAGCUACUGGUGCCGGGCACCAAACUGUGCGACGUCUACGAGAAGACGCUGGAGUACGUCAAGAAGGAGAAGCCCAAGAUGGUGGACAAUCUGCCUAAGAGCUUCGGCUUCGCCAUGGGCCUGGAGUUCCGGGAGAACUCUAUUGUCAUAGGACCCAAGUGCCAGGCGCUGCUGAAGAAGAACAUGGUCUUCAAUCUGCACGUGGGCAUCUCGAAUCUGACCAAUCCCGAUGCCACCGACAAGGAGGGCAAGAACUACGCCCUCUUCAUCGGUGACACUGUCCUGGUCGGCGAACAGUCCCCGGCCAGUGUGAUGACCCCGUCCAAGAAGAAGAUCAAGAACGUGGGCAUCUUCAUCAAGGACGACAGUGACGAGGAGGAUGUGGAUGACAAGAAGGCCGCGAAGGAGGAUCAGGGCACCGAGAUUCUAGGUCGAUCCAAGCGCAAUGCUGUGCUGGAGUCCAAGCUGCGUAACGAGAUCAACACGGAGGAGAAGCGGAAGGAGCACCAGCGCGAGCUGGCCCAGCAGCUGAACGAGCGCGCCAAGGAUCGGCUGGCCAAGCAGGGCAACUCCAAGGAGGUGGAGAAGGUGCGCAAGAACACCGUCUCCUACAAGUCCAUCAGCCAGAUGCCGCGCGAGCCGGAGGUAAAGGAGCUUAAGCUGUAUGUGGACAAGAAGUACGAGACCGUCAUCAUGCCCGUGUUCGGCAUCCAGGUGCCGUUCCACAUAUCGACCAUCAAGAACAUCUCGCAGUCGGUGGAGGGUGAAUACACGUAUUUGCGAAUCAACUUCUUUCAUCCGGGCGCCACAAUGGGUCGCAACGAGGGCGGACUCUAUCCUCAGCCGGAGGCCACGUUCGUCAAGGAAGUCACCUACCGCAGCUCCAACGUCAAGGAGCACGGUGAGGUGGGUGCCCCAUCUGCGAAUCUGAAUAACGCCUUCCGCCUGAUCAAGGAGGUUCAGAAGCGCUUCAAAACCCGCGAGGCGGAGGAACGGGAGAAGGAGGACCUUGUGAAGCAGGAUACGCUCAUUCUGUCUCAGAACAAGGGCAAUCCCAAGCUGAAGGAUCUGUACAUUCGGCCCAACAUCGUGACCAAGCGCAUGACGGGCAGCCUGGAGGCGCACACUAACGGAUUCCGCUACAUCUCCGUGCGCGGCGACAAGGUGGACAUCCUGUACAACAACAUCAAGAGCGCCUUCUUCCAACCCUGCGACGGCGAGAUGAUCAUUCUACUGCAUUUCCACCUGAAGUACGCCAUCAUGUUUGGCAAGAAGAAGCACGUGGAUGUGCAAUUCUACACGGAGGUGGGCGAGAUCACCACGGAUCUGGGCAAGCACCAGCACAUGCACGACCGCGACGAUUUGGCUGCCGAGCAGGCGGAACGAGAGCUGCGCCACAAGCUGAAGACGGCCUUCAAGAGCUUCUGCGAGAAGGUGGAAACAAUGACCAAGUCGAUCGUGGAGUUCGACACGCCGUUCCGUGAGUUGGGCUUCCCCGGAGCACCAUUCCGCAGCACGGUGACGCUGCAGCCCACCUCGGGAUCGCUGGUGAAUCUCACCGAAUGGCCGCCAUUCGUCAUUACGCUGGACGACGUAGAGCUGGUGCACUUUGAGCGCGUUCAGUUCCAUCUGCGCAACUUCGACAUGAUCUUCGUGUUCAAGGAGUAUAACAAGAAGGUGGCCAUGGUGAACGCUAUUCCCAUGAACAUGCUGGAUCACGUCAAGGAAUGGCUAAACUCCUGCGACAUUCGCUAUUCGGAGGGUGUUCAGUCCCUGAACUGGCAAAAGAUCAUGAAGACCAUCACAGACGAUCCCGAGGGAUUCUUCGACCAAGGCGGCUGGACUUUCCUGGACCCGGAGUCGGGCAGCGAGGGCGAGAACGAAACAGCCGAGUCCGAAGAGGACGAGGCCUACAACCCCACAGAUGCCGAAUCGGAUGAGGAGUCGGACGAAGAUUCCGAGUAUUCAGAGGCAUCGGAAGACAGCGAAGAAAGCGAUGAGGACCUUGGUUCUGAUGAGGAAUCCGGCAAGGACUGGUCCGAUCUGGAGCGCGAGGCCGCCGAGGAGGACCGCAACCACGAUUACGCCACCGACGACAAACCACGCAACGGCAAAUUCGAGUCCAAGAAGCACGGCAAGAGUUCAAAGCACAGUCGCCGCGACCGCGAGGAGGCUCGAUCGUCGUCGCACAGUAAAAAGCAUAAGUCGAACUCCUCCUCCUCCUCUUCGCAUUUAAAAUCCUCCAGCUCCAAACAUGGCAGCUCAUCUAGCCCAUCGAAGUCGUCCAAGGAUAAGUACCACAGCCGGGACAAGCAUCAUUCCUCCUCGUCGUCCGGACACAAGAGCAGCAGCAAGGACAAGGAUCGUAAACGCUCGCGCGAGGACAGUCGCGACAAUGGCCACAAGUCGAAGAAGUCGCGUCAUUAGAGGGAGUUUCCUCGAACCUUCUUGAGCGACACUCGGAUCGUAAUCUAGCUCUCCUGUUAUCAUUGUCUAUCUGUUAAAAGACCCGCCCACUCCGAUCCCCGCCCACUCAUUUUUCGCGCUUCAAAAGUUGUAUUACAAAUUAAAUAUAAUACGAUAUACAUUUAUGUAAUAAACUAAUGUAAGAACUACAUUA